CACAGACGACAAUACUGAAUACAUACAAGGCGUAUUGCGUAUCCGCGAAUCAACCUUCCUAUACCUCGUAAUCCGUCCGCCGAACUCGCAACGCAAGGCAUGCGCUGAAUGCGCUGGACGUUGUGAGUAAACUCGCCGGUUUGCAUGGCACCGUAUCCUUCUCCAGUCCCAUCAACACGGUUUAUCCACCGCCCAAACGCCGGCCAGUUGAACUUGCUAGGCGGCCGCCGCUACGACACGCCAGGCAUGUCCCCGUUCGCCGAUAAACACCAUGUUCGGUAACAGGACCGCGACGGCCCUGUCCAUCCUGCAGAAAACGUACGAUGAGAGCUACCUAACCUGUUCCACCGCUGUCUAUUAUGAGAGCCAAGGAAAUGAAAGCGAGGCACUGCGAUGCUGGCGACAGGCCCUCGACCAAAUUCAGGACCAUAACGCCAACAGAGCACUACCCAAUUUCACACCACGUUCCGAAACCGAAAGGGCACUGUUAGACAGCAUCCGGCAACUGGAACUGCAAUGCAAAGAACGAAUCGACCUCCUUGAGGCCCUCCGCCUAUCGCGCCAGGAAGCGUUUGAGGCUGGCCGGCCUUCGUCUCAGUGUCAUGCGGAACAAUCAGACUCUGAGCCACGCAAUGGCGCGGGGCUUGGGGCGCAAGAGCAGGGCUGGAUAGGGAACGGAACUAUUCCCGCAGUUACGUACACCGAACUUGCUAGGCCAGAGCUGCUGAGACGGAGGUCAACUCAUUCCAGAACUCCUCCCUCUCAGCCAGCUGCGUCAUCUUCACCAUCCCGGAAACCGCCCGCCUCCACCCCGACACAAAUCUCCCCGGAAAAGAAGACGUCGCGAGGUCCCAGUCCAGAGAGGCACACAAUACGCACCACUCUACGACCGAACCGGCCGGGAGAGAAACUUACGAAAACUUCUUUGCGGCCCCUAGGCCAGAGACGAGCAGAAGGUCCUGGUGCUAGCAAAGCCGCGAUUUUGGCUUGGGGCAUGCUCGGUUCGCGAGACCCUGCAGACCAAAGCUUGGCUGACGGCCAAGAGCUGGGACCGUCGCUCUCAAACACGGCUACGCCGACUGAACCAUUGCCCAGGAAUUCGGAAUCGGUACCCAAGAUAUCCGACAGCAAUUCAAGAAGGCUCACCACCCCACGAACCCGAAGUCCGGUGAAGCCUUCUGACAGAAGGACAAGUGUUGAUUUGACCGACCGACUGCAGGCUGAUACCAAUCCGUGCCCUCGACCCUCUCCAAUAUCUGUGAGCGCAGCCUCUAGUGCCUUAGCCUCGCUCGCGCUGAAGGAUAACCCUGAGCGUCCCUCGCCGGUCCGGGAACGGAUACCCCGGCAGAGGACCGCCCCCCCGCUUACGUCGUUACUAAAGAAGCCGAGGGAACCGCCGGGUGCAGACCGGACCUUGUCGGACGCGCCAAAGAGUCAGCCCUUGGGAAGGAAGGGCUCAUCGGAUUCUGCUGUCGUUUCCCGAAGAUCAGCUUCUAAAUCGCACUCUACCAGCAGGCCCAAGACUCCGAGGAGUCCCUCUAAUCUGAACAUCAGCACUUCACCAGUGGGGAGAAGGAGAAAGAAUCACCGACCGAGGUUGUCUUCCUCUCCCUCGACAUCCGACCUUUCUUCUUCAUCAUUCGACACCCCAGCUCCGUCUUCGCGACAAAGGCACAAUAGAGGCCGACAAAGAGAAGCACCAUUAAUUGCCGACCCCCUAGCUGAACACUCUGACAGCUCGACGGGAGAUGAACAAAAGAAUCUUGCCAGGUUGUGGAAGAAGCGGAAAGCUGCAGUUCUCCAAAAACUCCCACCCGGCGUCGAUCAAUCUGCGGCGAAACAAAUACUCAACGAAAUCAUAGUGCAAGGCGACGAAGUCCACUGGGCCGAUAUCGCCGGCCUUGAAACAGCCAAGAACGCACUGCGCGAGACAGUUGUCUACCCCUUUCUUCGCCCGGACCUCUUUAUGGGGUUGCGUGAGCCGGCCAGGGGCAUGCUACUCUUUGGCCCUCCGGGCACGGGCAAGACGAUGCUAGCCCGCGCAGUCGCAACCGAGUCUAAGUCUACUUUUUUCUCCAUUUCAGCGAGCAGCUUCACAAGCAAGUAUUUGGGGGAGUCCGAGAAGCUUGUCCGUGCUCUCUUCGCUCUGGCUAAAGUGUUUGCUCCGAGCAUCAUUUUCGUUGACGAGAUUGACUCGCUGCUGUCCCAGCGAUCUGGAACGGGGGAACACGAGGCCACGCGGCGAAUCAAAACUGAGUUUUUGAUUCAAUGGAGCGAUCUGCAGCGUGCCGCGGCCGGGAGAGAGGCAAUGGACAAGGACAAGGAGCGUGGGGACGCGAAUAGGGUGCUUGUUCUCGCCGCUACAAACCUGCCGUGGGCGAUUGACGAAGCUGCACGGAGGAGGUUUGUGAGGCGUCAGUAUAUACCGCUGCCCGAGGCAGCCACGAGAGCAGUGCAGCUCAAGACGCUACUCCAGCAGCAAAAGCACAACUUAAGCGAUGCCGACAUUGACACCCUAGUCUCUCUGACUGAUGGAUUUUCGGGUUCGGAUAUCACAGCGCUGGCCAAAGAUGCGGCCAUGGGGCCGCUGCGGUCUCUUGGAGAGGCCUUACUUCACAUGACCAUGGACGAGAUUCGACCCAUUGAACUAUCAGACUUCCUUGCUAGCCUCAACACUAUCAGGCCCAGUGUUAGCAAGGCGAGCCUCCAACAGUACGAGGAGUGGGCAAAGGAGUUUGGGGAAAGAGGUGGAUGAAUGAGUCCAUGAUCGAAGCUGAUUCAGGAAUAUGUUCGAAGAACGCCUAUUUGGGCAGUGGUGGACAACCUCUUUACGUGACAAUGCUGAACACAACGGAAAAACGUAACACUUAUCCAGGGGUAUCCAGUUUCCCAAUUAUUUUGACAAAGAAAAUGAGGAUAGACAUGAAAUUCUGAGCUUC
Thermothelomyces thermophilus ATCC 42464 is the source of this 2939-nucleotide messenger RNA. RefSeq lists its product as uncharacterized. Gene Ontology annotation, molecular function: ATP binding; ATP hydrolysis activity. The coding region runs from base 272 to 2755 and encodes 827 amino acids. The record is from RefSeq and is a predicted model, not a curated record. The transcript has 3 exons. NCBI's taxonomy places the organism in Eukaryota, Fungi, Ascomycota, Sordariomycetes, Sordariales, Chaetomiaceae.